GUGCCAGCGACAUCGAGCGGUUCCUGGGGGCCUUCUGCGACCAGAGAGACGCCGUGGUGGAGGCGGCAAGGAAGCUGCUGAGCGACGAGCGGGCCCCAGGGAGGCAGAAGCUGCUGGUGGAUCUCAUCCACAACCUGAACGAAAACAUCCUGGCCGAGGGCAAGGAGGAGGACGAGAAAUGGUUUGAAGGUCUAGAGUCUCGUUUUAAGAACAAGUCAAGCUACAUGCGGUACAGUUGUGAAAGCAGAAUACGAAGCUACAUGAAAGAGGUUAGUAGUUUUAUGUCAAAUGUUCAUCCUACGGCAAGAGACGCAUAUAAACGGAUAAUUGACCUGAUGUCAGACAAACUGAAGUCUGUGAAAUACAACGGGUGCUACUUUGACAGGAGGGAGGAGGAGGCGGUCCGCCUGUGCACUGCGGAGGGCUGGUUCUCCUGCCAGGGCCCCUUCGACAGAGCCGACUGCCCAUGUAAGCAUUCCAUCAACCCCUACAGUAACCGGGAAAGCAGAAUCCUCUUCGGUACCUGGAACCUCGACCACAUAAUAGAGAAGAAACGUGCUGUUGUGCCAGAACUGGCAGAAGCUGUCAAAACACGAGAUGGAAGAGAAGUGAACUGGGAAUACUUCUAUCAGCUGCUGUUUACCGUGGAUAAUUUGAAACUUGUACAUAUUGCUUGCCACAAGAAAACCAAUCAUAAUCUCAGCUGUGACAAAACUAAAAUUUACAGAAGAAGGAAGCAAAACCACGCGAUUUCAUAG
Molecule: messenger RNA, 758 nt
Organism: Leptosomus discolor (cuckoo roller)
Lineage: Eukaryota; Metazoa; Chordata; Aves; Leptosomiformes; Leptosomidae
Source: RefSeq, a predicted model, not a curated record